GUCAUCAUCAACUCGAAUCCGUUAAUCCCGUGUUAGCGAACUGGCUGAUGCGCUGCCCCUGACAACCUGCCUAACAACAAGACGGACAAGCUAACGACUGCAGGGGAUCCGCCAUUUCUGGGCCGACAGUAACAGCGAUCCGGUGCGUUUUUACAGCAAAGUAGUUGGAGGAACUUGUCGCAGUGGAUUCAUCCCAGCGUGCCGCCUGGAUUACCACACACAAGUGGAACAAUAGUCUCCUGCAGCAGAGGCACAAGCAGGCCUGUGGGCCCCGGUGGUGCUGUUGAGAAGAUGGACAGAAUGAAGAUAAUCAAGCGGAGGCUGUCCAUGUCUCUACGCAGCGCUCGGCCCGUCGAUGACUCCCUGUCUGAACUGGCUGAGCAGAUGGCGUUGGACGAGCCAUCCGCGGCCAGGGACAAUGGUGAGAGAUGCGAACAAGUGCAGUCGCACUCAGAGCCCAUGGUGGUGUGCGCCGUGCACCCUCCUGCCUCACACAGUGCUCCCUCCUUCCUGCGUCAAUAUGCCGGUCAUCUGGGCCGCACCGCCCUGCGCAGAGAGCUGGGUGGGGGGCUGGAAAGAGACAGAGCCUUCCUGAGCCUGCACAGGACUGGAUCUCUUGGUAUCGUCCAUGAGAAUGUGAAGAUGGGUUCAGACGGGGAGAGCGACCAGGCAUCUGGGACUUCUUCUGACGAGGUCCAGAGUCCAGUCAGGGUCCGUAUGAGGAACAACCACCAUCGGCGCAUCUCUAAUGAGGACAUAAACAAACGUCUGUCUCUCCCAGCUGAUAUCAGGCUACCGGAGGGCUACUUGGAGAAGUUUGCCAUGAACAGCCCGCCCUUUGACAAGCCCAUGAGCCGCAGGCUACGACGCGCUUCAUUGUCUGAAAUUGGCUUCGGGAAACUUGAGACUUACAUCAAACUGGACAAACUCGGGGAGGGGACCUAUGCUACAGUAUUCAAGGGGCGAAGCAAGUUAACUGACAACUUGGUCGCUCUGAAAGAGAUUCGACUGGAGCAUGAGGAGGGGGCGCCCUGCACAGCUAUCCGCGAAGUGUCUCUCCUGAAAGACUUGAAGCACGCCAAUAUUGUCACUCUCCAUGACAUUAUCCACACCGACAAGUGCCUGACACUCGUGUUUGAGUACCUGGAAAAAGAUCUGAAGCAGUACAUGGAUGACUGUGGAAGCAUCAUGAGCGUUCACAAUGUCAAGAUAUUCCUGUUCCAGCUGUUACGAGGUCUGGCGUACUGCCACAGGAGGAAGGUCCUUCACAGAGACCUCAAACCCCAGAACCUGCUCAUCAAUGAAAAAGGAGAGCUCAAACUAGCAGACUUUGGUUUGGCACGAGCCAAGUCUGUCCCUACGAAGACGUACUCAAAUGAAGUGGUGACAUUAUGGUACCGACCACCAGAUGUACUUCUAGGGUCCACUGAGUAUUCUACACCCAUCGAUAUGUGGGGUGUGGGCUGCAUCUUUUAUGAGAUGAUCACUGGCAGACCUCUCUUCCCUGGAUCGACUGUGGAGGAUGAGCUUCACCUCAUAUUCCGCAUCCUUGGUACUCCGACAGAAGAGACUUGGCCUGGCAUCACCACCAGUGAGGAGUUUAAGACAUACAAUUUCCCCCGUUAUCAAGCAGAGCCCCUCGUCAACCACGCACCCAGGAUAGACAACGACGGUCAUGAAUUGCUGUCUAUGCUUCUACAGUUUGAGGCAAAGAAGAGGGUCUCGGCUGAGGAUGCGCUCAGACAAUCGUAUUUCCGAACCUUUGGGGAGCAGGUUCAAACACUGGCAGACACUGCAUCCAUCUUCUCUGUAAAAGGCAUCCAGCUCCAGAAAGAUCCAGGGAAGAGAUCGUCAGUCUACCCAGAGUCAACCCAGGGGAAGAGCAGGAGGCAGAGUGUGUUGUUUUAGUGCUGGCGGGGGCGCUGAGGUGAGGAAGGACAGUGACACGUGGAGCCGUCCUGUCAGACAUACAUCCACUGACCCUGCCACACACACACUGAAGGAGCGAGACACACGCUGCCACACGAAAACACACACACACACACAGGACACACACUGAAGAAGAAAAACACACACAGGAACACGGAAACAAAAACCACACCGAACUAAAAGCUGAAGAAUUCAUGCGUAACUUAAUAAAACACACUUGGCUCGACCCUAAGGACAGAAACAAAUUUUAAACGAGAGAAGCGCUGGAAGAAAAGUGGGAGAGUACAAGAUUCUCCUUGCUGCUACUACCGCCGCUGUCCAGAAGAGGGCAGCAUUUGGGACGUGGGCUGACUGAACCGAACUUGCUGUAUCAGUGAGCUGAGGAAGGAGGAGUGAAAAGUGGACGCAAUUCGAAGGCAAAGAAAAAGAGAGGAAACCGCUUCUUCUGCUUUCCUUUGUUUUUUUGGUUUGUACAUAAAGAGACUGAGCUGUAGAACUCUGCUUUUUCAUAAUACGCCUCAGCCUGAAUCCAAACUCUGAAUAUUGCACCUCAACCCUGAAACCUUUGCCUAACCUCUCAGCCCUUUAUUACAUGACCCUUAAAACAAUACUCUCUCUCUCUCUUUCUGUAUCUCUCUUAAAUAUACAAACAACACACACACACACACACACACACACACACACACACACACACACACACACACAGAUGGCUCACUUGAAAGUUAUGAGUGUGCAGAUCAACAGAGUUUACAGAGAGAAACUUUAGCACCUUAUCGUCCAGUAGAGGUCAGGGUGGCUGUCAUUACCUCAUCAGUCACUCUUGCAGAGUAGGAAGUACUUUUUUUUUCUAGAUAGUAGAAUGAAGAAGAAUCAAAACAAUGAACCAAAAAAAAAGAAAACUCACUAACUGUAGGACAUAUUUACCUUCACUGACUGAAAUUGGACACUACAUUACGAUUAAAAAAAAAAAAAAAAAACAGAAACCCACACAUUUGUCACAUGCUGUAAAGAACACUAUGCUGCGAGACGCUCCUGUGUCAGUGCACAAGGAGGGUGACAUGUGAGAACAGAGAGGUAAAGGAAGUGUACAAAUCCUCGCCUGCUUAUCCGUAGACACCCCCUUCCUCUCCUGACUCAGAUGUUGUCUUGAUUUGUCGCGUGCUGUACAGGUGUUGAUGUUGAAAUGUUCCUUUUGCACCUGAUUUCUUUUUUUGAUUUAAUUUUUUUUUUACCUCCUUAGAUCAUGAGUAGAACAGUCAACAAUUCCCCACCCCACCCCCCGCGCCCCCCGAAAACCUCUCCUGCCCAACUCCACGAGCAUUUAUCCAUUUUAUUUGAAUUUUUUUCCGAUCUGUAUAUAUACGAGCAUACUUUUUACUUGUCAGAAGCAAUGAUAAUUCCAGGAUGCUGUUCUCGGUCUCUUACUGUGUUCCCACCGGAACAGUGUGGCGACUGGCUGGGGACAUGUUGCACAUUCCUUGAGCUCAGGACUUAAUUGCUAAUAUUGUUUUGUGGAUGCUGUGAGGUACAGCUGGUCUCGUAUGUCCACCCCCCCCCCCCCCCCCCCAGUAGAGCAGAGAGUAUGUCGACCAUGGCCCGAAACUCUUUUGCAAAGCUGGUUAGAACUGUAUGUGAAGUAGAAGAAGAAGAGGAAUCACUUCUCGGCAUCAUCCUGUCAGUCUCCUGUGUCGUUACUUUGAGCAUAAUAUUGCUGUUCAGCGACUACCUUACCCGUGUCUUUUCUUGUCAUCUCUUCAAGCAUGUUUGUGUACUACAACACAGCUGUUUUCAGUCGGUAUGUGAAAUAGCUGCUGCCGGAAAAAGGAAUACCUCCAGUUGGUUUAAAUCUUGCAUGGGACAUCCUUUUUUUUUUUUAAACACCACAUUAACCUGUAACGGCUCCUCGAUAAGAGAGGCCAUAAAUAAGAUGAAGUCAACACUGCGUAAGUGAUGUGCCGCCAGCAUUGGGACCAGACCGUUUGUACGACAAAUCGGACUCAAGCUCAAGCUGCACAGUACUGUUAUAACUGUUAGGUAGCCUGUUUAGCAGGACUCGAAACACUCAAACGCGCUGUUGUUUCCUGCUGUUAUCAUUACUGCCAGAAACAACAGGACCAAAGUCAGUCCUCCGAGCGCCUGGCCUUCAAGCACACAACUGUUUCACACACCAAUCAGUCGUCAUGUCAACAUGUACUGUAUCUAUACGAGAUGGCCUGUGAGCGUAGAUUUGGAGUUUCCUGUUCCUCGGGCACCGGCCUCGGGUCACUCCCGCAAUGGAUUCAGAAAGGGUGAAGUGAUCCGACGUCCGUGCCUGUCAGAAGGACUACUUAUUCACCCAGAGUGUGACAGUAUGUAGCAUGUACAUAGAUGAUCCCUCACUCUGUAUAUACAAGAAGUGUACAGGUUUGAUACAGCUAUUCACACUCUGGCUUUUUUUUUCUAGCUUUUUCUUUAAUGAAAGUCAUAGCAAUAUUUGUUUGAUCAAUAAAAAGCCAAGGUGAUAGGAUGA
This is a messenger RNA of Acanthopagrus latus (yellowfin seabream), 4438 nucleotides long. Its product is annotated as cyclin-dependent kinase 17-like. Lineage: Eukaryota; Metazoa; Chordata; Actinopteri; Spariformes; Sparidae. The transcript is spliced from 18 exons. The coding region runs from base 292 to 1908 and encodes 538 amino acids. The record is from RefSeq and is a predicted model, not a curated record. Gene Ontology annotation, cellular component: cytoplasm; nucleus; synaptic vesicle. Gene Ontology annotation, molecular function: ATP binding; protein kinase activity. Gene Ontology annotation, biological process: neuron projection development; exocytosis; protein phosphorylation.